GAAAAUGGAAACUUUCAGAGCAUGCGCAAUAAUGUUAGUGUCCAUUCUAGCAAUAGACGCUAAAGCUUUCCAGGAAGUCAGACUUCUCACGCCACUGAGAUUUCGUCUCCUACAGAAUGGCAACGGGCAAAUAACUGGUAAAGUAGGAAUUGACGGAAAACAAAAAAUAGAAAUGCAUCUCAAAAGCAGCAAAGGCCAAUGUAAUUGUCCAGGAAGUUACAGACAAAACUGCGCAUGCGUAGAUGAGAUAGUGUAUUUCCAAAAUCCUUCAAAACACGACAUCCUUGUUCCCAAUCACGACGACAAAGGGGUUGAGUCUGCUGUCAACAAAAGACAAGGAGAGUGGUUUGAUGCCCUUCAAAAGAGGCAGAGUUAUCGUCAUCAUACAAUGAUAGAAAACAGCAUGGCGGAGCCAGAAAACAUACUAGAAUUUAUGAUCGGUUUGCACGGCGAUCCCUUCAUAAAGCAUCUCAAUGAAAACUACCCAGAUCUGUAUCAGGGCAGACCAGCGAACUCCUAAGAACUAAACACUGUCCGAUUUCUGAAUGACGAUGAAUUCUUCUGUUGAAUGCUACAGUCAUGUUUUUCCCCAUAUACCUCAAUCGUUUGGUGAAUAUCGCUAGUUUGAUAUACAUGUACCAUAGCUCUAUCAAACGCCUGUUGUAUAUAACACUUCCUGUCCGGACUACUUUUGAGAUCAUCCCCAAUUCAAAAUUCACUAGUUUGCUUUCCUGUUUACCAUAUAGGUUACAUGAAUAAAACCACAUGUCAUGACCUUUUGAAAUAAUCUUUUCAACAAUAUCUAUCAAAUUGAAAGAAU
This is a messenger RNA of Ostrea edulis (European flat oyster), 820 nucleotides long. RefSeq lists its product as uncharacterized. The record is from RefSeq and is a predicted model, not a curated record. The coding region runs from base 5 to 520 and encodes 171 amino acids. The transcript has 2 exons. NCBI's taxonomy places the organism in Eukaryota, Metazoa, Mollusca, Bivalvia, Ostreida, Ostreidae.